Molecule: messenger RNA, 1401 nt
Organism: Durusdinium trenchii
Lineage: Eukaryota; Dinophyceae; Suessiales; Symbiodiniaceae
Source: the annotation of a GenBank genome assembly
AUGCCAAGCCGCAGCCAGCCGCCCUCGGUCGGCACCACUUGGCAAACCGAACUGUGGGAACUUCGACGUCAACAAAGUACGUGCAUUCCACACUGCGCAGCCUACAGCAGGACCAUCGCUGCUUUCGGGAAAGCAGGGCUUUGGUCACGGGCGCAGUGGCUCUUGGAUGAAAGCCUCAGCAGAGGUUCAGAAGCUGAUGUUGUAUCCUACAACUCUGCAAUCUUGGGCUAUGAACGCGCACAUUUGUGGUGCUUGGCGUUGCAGCAGUUUUCGGAGAUCACUUUGGCACGCAUGGCGCCCGCCACGGCAUCCUUCAACUCAGUCAUGGGCGCUUGUGCUUGGGACAGCGUUUCCGCUCCGAAGGUCUUCCAACUGCUGCAAGAGCUUCGAGAUCUCCAGCUGCGCCCGACGGAGAUCACCUACACGGCGGCCAUCAAGGCGUGUGAGAUGUGCAAAGAUUGGCUGGGUGCCCUCGAACUGCUGCAGAAGAUGAGAGCAGAUCAGCUGAAGGCAAACUGCUUUGUGUUGACCGCGUUGAUGGGAGUCUUUAAGGAGACACGCUUCUGGCGCGACGCGGUGCACACGUUCGCGGUUUUGCAGUCUGGACAAGUGCCAAACGUGGUCUCCUACAAUGCAGUCAUCAGCGCAUGUGAACGCUCGUCCUCGUGGUCUCAAGCGCUCGACUGCUUCUUCGAAUUCACCCAGGUGUCUCACUUGUUCGCCAACGAUGUGACGUUUAAUGCCUUGAUCAGCAGCUGUGAAAAGGGCCGUCAAUGGCAGUGGGCCUUGCACAUGCUCUUGGUCAUGAAAGAGAGCUCCGUCAGAUUGGACGUGAUUACCUACAGCGCGGCCAUCAGCGCUUGUGAGAAGGCGCUUCAAUGGGAGAGGGCGCUCGAGUUGUUGGCAGAGAUGCGCGCCGAGCGGGUGCCGCCGAACCGGAUCACGGUCAACGCUGCCAUCAGUGCCUACGGGAAUGGCCUCCAGUGGCCUUUGGCCUUGCUCCUCUCAGAGACUUCUGCACCGAACUGGUGUCGUCGUGCAGCUUUGCCAGAUGCCACCACGACAAGUGCGUUGAUUACAGCCUGUGGAUUUGGCCACGAAUGGGAAUUGGCACUUGCCAUCCUUUCCAAGCCAAUUCCAGCAGAUACCGUGGCGGUGAACAGCUGCCUUUCUGCCUGUGCCCGAGCUCAACAUUGGAAUGAGGUGCUUCAACUGGCGAAUGACCACAUGAUGGCCCUCCGCUUGUCGCCGAGCGUUCUGACCUACAACUCGCUUCUGGACGCCUGCGUGCGCAGUGCGGAAUGGGCGCAGGGCCUUGAGGUGUUGGAGGGCCUGGGUCGGUGGUCGCUGGAAGCUGAUGUCGGAACAGAAUCCCUGGCAGUGGCACGUCAGCUGAGCUGA